This is a messenger RNA of Gorilla gorilla gorilla (western lowland gorilla), 4840 nucleotides long. RefSeq lists its product as uncharacterized. The transcript has a single exon. NCBI's taxonomy places the organism in Eukaryota, Metazoa, Chordata, Mammalia, Primates, Hominidae. The record is from RefSeq and is a predicted model, not a curated record. The coding region runs from base 1 to 612 and encodes 203 amino acids.
AUGGGGCAGACUCCAUGGAAAGAUGCUUCCCUUCCUCAAGGUAUGCACUCAGCGGGGAGACCUCACUGUCAAGUUCAGAGUUACGCUGCAGACUGCACAGCACCUCGCCUGCUUCUAGGGCCUGCUCCGGUCAGCCCAGGACCCACCACAGCAGGACCCCCCAUCCUGUGCUCACCCAGGGCUUGUCCAUGGCACUGGAAACUCCUUCCUGUUCCUGAUCCCCCUCUGGGCGAGGGGUGGGCAGGGACAUGUGGCUCGUGCCGAGGUCUAAUACUGUGUUCCCAGCAUGGAAGCAGGUGGGGACACUUCCUGUGGCAUGCAGGAUUCCGUGUAGAAAGCUGUGACUGUCACCCCUCCUCCCCACUCAGUUUUGUUAGUGGACCUUUCCCUGGCCCUUCUCUCCUUGGCCCCCUCUUGGCAGGAGAGAGGAGGAGAGGAUCUCACUUUCCCCCUGUACCAGCCACACCCUCGGUCUGCGGGGUUCCCAGCAGCUGGCCAGGGAUGCUCCACACCUGGAGGUCAAGUAACCGUCCCCUCACUCUGGGCAUCGGUGCCCUCUCUGGGGUUGGAACAGGAAAGAAAGCCAAGGCCUGUAUGUGGGACUUGAGUUGAGACUCAAUUCUGUAGAGUCAGGGGUGAGGAGGAGCCAGGCCUCCUGUGUGCUCUCCCUACCCCAGAGCCAGGUGCCCAGUUCCAUGGGUCCUGAUGGACAGAAGGGAAGAACAGGGGGGCUGCUGCACCGUGGGUGGUAAUGCAGUGGGAGCCACCUCCAGCUGAAUGCCCAGGGACUCCUGGGGCUGCUGGCCCUGGGUCCCAGCAGUGGGUCCUGUUUCUUCUUUACUCUCGGAAUGCAGGAUCUGCCACACCAAAACGUCCCCUCCACAUUUGGUGAAAUAGGAAGCUCCAUGGCAUGUCUCCAUCUUUCAAGGUGACUGAGAGGUUUAUUUUCAUAGGAGCCUCAGUGGCCUUGUCCGUACCCACCUCUGCACGUGGUUGCAGAAAGUGAAGGAUUGUCAGGGAGCAGGGCAGACAUUUGGUUUAUCUGUGUCAUUGGUCAAAGUUUUGUUUUUCCUCCAGAAGAAAAAGGCUUGUGAACGUGCCACCGUAUUCUUCAUUCCUUCUUUUGGAAAUGUAUGAAGAACGGGUGGCAUUUUGGAGUUAUUGGCCUGUGAACAGCUGGCCCAGAGGAAGGGUUAGAUGUGGGUGGGUGUGGCCGCCUCUGCCCCUCCCCAGUGCAGGUGUGUGUGGGCAGCCCAGGCAGGCGCUCAGGAAGGGUGAGGUGGAGCCCUGCACGCUCUGAGCACAAAGUCCUGGGAUCCCUUAAACCCAAGCACUGCCUUGACAGCAGCCAGCAUGGCUGAUAGAAGAGACACAGAAGUCCAGCUGAUGCCAGACAGAGGGCGUCACUAGAGAGCCGUGCUAGGUGGGGGUCAUUCAAGUUGUCCUGGUGUAUGCAGACGUUGCUUCUAGAGAGUCAGAAGCUCUAUAUGCGUAGUGUUGGAGCAGAAUUUCGGGAUAGUGAUGGCAAGCCUCCUCCCAAGCCAGCUGGGGAGUAUGGGGAGGGGGUGGCCGGAGGAACCUGGCAUCCCCGGGUUAGGACCACAGAGGUGGCUCUGCCUGCAGCUGGGCCUCUGCCUCAUCCUGACUCCCCCUGCUUUGGCCAUGGCUCUUCUUGUCCUUCCUCUUCUCAGUGCAGGAGGACCCUGAAUCCAAUGCCUCAUGCUGGUUUGCAUUUUACCCUCGGAUGAAGCUUGUGGCGAACCCCAGGACUCUGUGUCUCCUGAGUCUCUGCAGACCUCGGGUCCUGGACCCAGAGACUCUUCUCCCUGGGACAGGAGGCACUGGGGUGGGUGGACAGGGGUGGCCUGGGGCACAGUAGCUGACGGGGGGACUUCCUAGCUUUCUGGGCCUUUCCAACUCUGAGUGUGACCUUCCUAUUCUUGAUCACAGCCCCCAACUUCAGAGCCUGCUAGAGCCUGCAGAAUGCGGCUUCAUCCUCUUCCUCUGUGAGAAAAGGCAGGGCCUGGCAGUCCCGCCAAUCUUGUAUAUUUGCUCCCCACCUCGGUGGUGAAUACAUUCUUGGGUGGUGAAUAGGUUCUCUCCUUGCCUUCACUCUAGAAAAGUCCCCUGUUUUGUGAUGUAGGAUGUGGUCAAUGACUGACUCGUCCCUUUGGACCAUAGACGCAGCUCUGAUUUCUGGUGUUCCUGGGCUCUGCACACAGCAGGAACCACUCUGGGCUUUGAUGAAUGUAUCUUCUUGCUCACUUUCUUCUUGUUGGCUCUUCUCCCUGCGUCUUCUGCCACUGCCCUGUUCUGGGUGGGAGGCUGUCACUCUGUGGUGGGGGGUCCCCUCUCCUGCCUCCCCUCUUUGGUCCUUUUCUGUGAGGGUCUGCUGGGGUCCUGUGUGUCGUGCAUUGUUGAUAGAUUCCUGUCGUGCUUGCUGUCCUCCCCAUUCUAAGGGACCUCUGAUUGCCUGUGAGCAGUUUACAGGGGCCUCUCCUGGCCCCUUCACCCGAGGAAUUCCCGCAACGCGUGAGUUUGUGAGGGGCGGAUCCUGGGAGGAUGUGAUGUCAGGUGAGAAGGGAGGGGGCCCGUCCUAGUCCGGUGGACUCCUCUAACAAAGUGCAUUAGCCUGGGGAGUUACUGACGCCUGAAAUAUGUCAUCAAAGUUCUGAAGGCUGAGAAGUCCAAGAUCAAGAUGCCUGAGGAUUCAGUGCCUGGUGAGGACCCAUUCCUUAGGGCAGUGCCUCUAGCUGUGUCCUCAUGUGGCCGAAGGGGACAAGGGAGGUCGCUGGAGCCUGCUUGAUGAGAGCACUACCUUCCUUCAGGAGGGGAUUAUUCAGAAAGUCUGUCUGGUUUCAGGGCAUUCCCAAAGGCCCCACCUGUUCAUUCUACCCCAUUGGGAAUUAGGCUUCAACAUACAAAUUUGGGAGACACUGACAUUUAGGCCAUAGCGCGUCAAAGGCAAAGUGAGGCUGAGUGUGGAAACCAUCCCAGAAUCUGGAUGUGGCCCAGGCAGAAGGAAACUCAAAGUGAUGGGGUGACCGAUGGUCCCUGGUCUGUGCAGGACUCAGCAGUGCGGAUGGCCCUGGGCACGGUGGCAGUGGCUGUUGGAGGAUGAUAGGGAACAUGUUGGUGGGGGGAGGGUGGAGCCCACUAUGAGUGGCAACUCCCUGGGGGCACAGGAAGCAAAGCUAGAGGUGGCUCCCCUCUCCCCUCCCUGCACACAGUGCCACCUCUGUGGUGGCCCUGUCGUCCGCCUCAGUUCACAGGUGUUGCUGUAACAACUCCUGAAAUUACCUUCAAAAGGAGGCUCGUGCAGGUGCCUGCAGGAGCCAGGAGGCCGAAGUGCAUCCUGAGUGUCCGGGGACAGGCCAGCCUGGUGGGGUCCACGGCCCCACAGUCCCAACGACUGCCUCAGAAAUGGGCAGAGAGCAUGCCUGGUUCUAGCUGGCAAGGCCCACAUCUCAGAGCUGUGGACAGUCAUGAAGGGUCCGUGAGCAUGGAGAGGGGGCAAAAAUGACCCAUGAACCUCAGGCCACUGUGCUGCCAUCCAGCCAAGUGCGGUACCAGCCCUUCGGGCCUCGAGAUCCUCUACCCUUCUCUGGGCCUUGCUGAUUUCCUCCUCCAGCCCCUCUGUUUGUGUACGCACAUACACACAGGCACGCACGCACACGCACACCCAGUGCAAUUUCUCUCUGCUCCCUGUACUCCCCAAAAUUCAAUGGGUUCCUCUUUCCUCCUCAGAGAUACAGUCCUGGGCCCCAUCUCAGCCUGCAGAGGCCUGAAGGUUUCCCAGGAUUGUCUUCUAAUUCUCAGGUCCUGCUUUAAAACAAAACCUAAACUAAAACUAAAAUGCUUUCUGAAAAGAAUAAUACACCAACAUAAAGUCCGGGUAUCCUAAGCAUGUGGUGUGUAUGGUGUCUGAAAUUGAAUAUGCUGUGAAACCGCCUGUGUCGAAACGCAGUGUUUCCCAAGACCUGGAGGCUCUCUCUCUCCAGUUGCUGAUUGUGAUCACCUCUCCCGAUCACUGCUGAGCCCUGCAGGUCACCUUCUCCUGACCUAUUACACCACUGAUUGCUUAUGCUGGGCACAAUUUUAUACCCUUGCUGUUGUUCAGUCUAAUCAUCCCUAUAACCCUAUCGGAUCAUUCCCAUAUGACAGAGGAGAAAACUUGGGGACACAGGGGCUGUGUCCUGGCCAAGGCCUUGCUUGCAGCAAAAGGCAGAGCUGGGGUCUAGCCAGGAGCCCCAGCACAGUCCUGUUCUUCCACCACUAAACUGAGCUGUGAAAUAGAUCAUGGCGGUCUGGAAAACGAGCUAACUCCGUGCCGAUGGAGGUGUUGAUGGAUGUCCACCACUCUCCACUUGGGAGGAAGCCUUAACAUCCCCCGCAGGUCUAGCUUCUCUCUGUGGCUGAGUACCUUGGGAAAGUGGGCUCAGAGGAGGAAAGGGACUUACUUGCCCAAGGGCCACAGCUGCCAAGUGGCAGGUAAGGGACCGUUAUUCUCCUGUCCCUUUCACAGAGGACAGGAGGAAAGUGAGGACAGGCGGGGUACAUGAGUUUAGCCUCUUUUCUGCAGCAGGCCCAGAUCAGCUUUGCACACGGUUGGUGCUGACCUCAAAUGCAGCCCUAGAGGGGCCUGUCUCUGCCCUGAGUAUUGAGGUGCAGGCUUCUUCCCCUUUGUUCUGUCCAUUUCCAAAAAUGUGAACACACACCUCCUACAUGUUUAUAUUAUUGUGUGCAUAGAUACUACCAUUGUAACAUUUUUUGCAGAUUAAAAAUGCACUAUUGUAUUGAAAAUUUCAAAGGAAAUGUGUAAUAAAACAUUUAAAAUUAA